This is a messenger RNA of Lineus longissimus, 3689 nucleotides long. Its product is annotated as ubiquinone biosynthesis monooxygenase COQ6, mitochondrial-like. Lineage: Eukaryota; Metazoa; Nemertea; Pilidiophora; Heteronemertea; Lineidae. Gene Ontology annotation, cellular component: mitochondrion. Gene Ontology annotation, biological process: ubiquinone biosynthetic process. The coding region runs from base 1531 to 2757 and encodes 408 amino acids. Gene Ontology annotation, molecular function: 2-octaprenyl-6-methoxyphenol hydroxylase activity; oxidoreductase activity, acting on paired donors, with incorporation or reduction of molecular oxygen, NAD(P)H as one donor, and incorporation of one atom of oxygen; FAD binding. The transcript is spliced from 12 exons. The record is from RefSeq and is a predicted model, not a curated record.
UGUCGUUUCGCUACAUUGCCAGUUCGCUACCAGUCGUUUCGCUACAUGUGGCGGUCGUUUCGUUACAUGGUAGGUCGUUUCGCUACAUGGGUGGAGUCGUUUCGCUACAUGAUGGGUACGGUCGUUUCGUUACAUGGAGGACGUUUCGCUACAUGGGUGGAGUCGUUUCGCGACAUGGAUGUAGGUCAUUUCGCUACAUCGUAGGUAGUUUCGCUACAUGGGUGGAGUCUUUUUUCAAGUUUGUGCUAAACUCCGGGCUAAAUAUCUGUUGUGAAUUUAGGGAAAAAAUGCUCGAGUAUAGUACAAUUACAGAUUCGUCUUCGGGUAAUCAUCAUCAUCAUCAUCAUCAUUAUUCACGGCGUAGUAACCAAAUUUGAUUUUUGCCGCAUGCAGUUUGAACGGGCUAAGUGUGCGGGUGCAUGACAAAAGUUUGAAACAAAAACUCGGAAAUGUUCUGUUCGUUCCAAAAAAAGUUUGUUAUAGGGUAACGAAAUAAAAACGUAACAAAUGUCUACCAAUUCAAAGUCCUCCACACUUAUUUACAAAAGUAAUACUGGCGGUUUUAAUUAAUAUGUAAAGUCGAGGACUUAGUGAGCCCCCCUUUAGGUCGGGGGAGCUCCCCCGAACCCCCCUACGAGCAUAUGUUAUUAAGUGCAAGCUCUAACAACUACAGCUGUUACAAUGGGGGGACACCCCCCAAACCCCCUUCCGUCGACAUAGGUUUUUACCAGUGCGUUGGAGAAAAGAUAAGAGAAUCGACUUAAUCGAACUUAAGUCUAUCCACCGGCAGUCGCAGAUGAAGAGUGAUGGUGUGCAUCUCAACGACGACGGACAACACAGACUGGCACGAGAAAUCCGGGGCGUUAUCCUUAGGAGGCGCUAGGCCUUUGGUGCAGCAUUGAUAUACGGCCCUUUUCAGGGCCCUCAAAAAAGUAAAAGAGACAAAUGUGCAUGGCCUACAGAUAUUUCUAAGCAAGUAAUAAAAAUAAAGAAAUAAAUCGUGCAAUUCUGACCCUAUAGAACAAUAUACCAACUUUUAUAGGAUUUUAACAAAAAAUGGGGCCGGGCGUUUUUCGUAGGGGCGGGCGGGGACGAUCACCAACUCUUUUUUUUAUGUGGCCUAACCCAGGCCAGGACGACAAGAACCCCUUGCGCGCCAUCAAACCGUAUAAGUUUUUUUACCGGCAAACUGUGCUAUAAUAAAUUUGUAGUCACCACCGGGAAUUAUAGUAGGGUAAAAUAGAGUAAAAAUAAUGACUCCACCCAUAUAGCGAAACGACCUACGAUGUAGCGAUAUGACCUACAUCCAUGUCGCGAAACGACUCCACCCAUGUAGCGAAACGCCCUCCAUGUAACGAAACGACCGUACCAAUCAUGUAGCGAAACGACUCCACCCAUGUAGCGAAAUGACCUACCAUGUAACGAAACGACCGCCACAUGUAGCGAAACGACUGGUAGCGAACUGGCAAUGCAGCGAAACAGCCUGAUACCCUUGGCAGUGAUCCAUUAUUUAAAGGGAGAAAAGUCCUGAUGUUAGAGGGAGCACCAGAAGCAAAGGCAGUUCAGUUGACAGAGAAAUAUAACAAUAGGGUCUGCGCCCUCAGUCCAGCUUCAGUGGAGUUUUUAUCAAAGUUUGGUGCUUGGAAUGAAAUACUUACCAUGAGGGCCCAACCCGUGAAGAGAAUGCAGGUUUGGGAAGCCUGUUCAGAAUCCAUGAUUACGUUUGACCGAGACAGCAUGGACGGAACCUUGGCCUACAUUGUGGAGAAUAACGUCAUACUUGAAGGAAUAAACAGACAAAUCAGCCACUGCGGUGACAGUGUUGAAAUUAGGUACAAAACCAAGGCAAAAGGCUACGAACUAAGCACACAAACUGAAGAAAACCCAGGCUAUUCUCUGGUGAAAAUUCAUCUCGACAAUGGUGAGACAAUACGAACUAGAUUAUUGAUAGGUGCUGAUGGUUUCAGAUCACUGGUGCGAGAAACUGCCAACAUCAACACAAUUGGUUAUGAUUAUGAUCAUUCUGCUAUUGUGGCUACGCUACAUCUCUCUGAGCCUUGUGAGAACAAUGUUGCCUGGCAGAGAUUUCUUCCCACUGGACCAAUUGCUUUAUUACCACUGUCCGAUACAUUGAGUUCCCUCGUCUGGUCAACAACACAUGAAGAGGCUCAGGCUUUGAUGAAGUUACCGGGGGAUGCAUUUGUGGAUGAGAUCAAUAAAGCUUAUUGGCACGAGUCUGAAAAGAACAACUUGGCAGUCACUGCUGGUCAAAUCUUGGGUCAGGUCCUGUCAGCUUUACCAGUUGAGACGAGAAAGAGUGUGAAACAGCUGCCCCCAACGAUAGUGGAUGUGGAUGAAGAAACAAGGGCUACGUUUCCAUUGGGAAUAAAACAUUCAUCAAACUACGCUGCCCCGAGACUUGCUCUCAUUGGUGAUGCUGCUCACAGGAUCCAUCCACUGGCAGGUCAGGGGGUCAAUUUAGGCUUCGGUGAUGCCGAGUGUCUCGCAGAACAAAUAAGUCAUGCCAUUUAUGAUGGAGCAGAUAUAGGUGCCCUUCAUUAUCUCCAACAAUAUGAAACCAUUCGACAACGGCACGUCAUCCCUGUGAUGGCAACAAUCGAUGGUCUGAAACGUUUAUAUGGAACAGCAUUUUCACCGGUCGUCCUGUUACGCUCUUUAGGACUCCAGACAACAGAUUCUUUCCCAUUCAUUAAGGAUAAAAUAAUGGAACUAGCAAUGCAUGGAAUCCGGUCAUGAAGUGAUACACCAAUGUUCUUGAUCAUUCAUAAGGAAAGCAAGUCCUCAAGUGUUUAGUUUGUACUGUCUUGACUGAAAUGGAAUAGUUUCCAUGAAGUGGUUCAACCAUAACUAGUGCUUCUUGUAAAUAUGUGCUAUCUGAUUCAAAAAGAGAUUUUGUACAAGUACAGUGUUGUUCAAUCAGUACAAUAGUUGUAGCACUCGAGUAGGAUUUCCAAGUUAUCAAGUCACACAAGUGAUCUGUGUUUGGCCAGGAAACCUACUAAACAGCCACAAUCAUUCGUGUGGAGACAACCUAUGGAUUACACUUACUUUUGACAUGUCCAUCUGAGUUUCGACAUGUUUUUUCCAUGAAAUCUGCAUGUUUACGUCCACGAUCUCAGAUAAUCACUCACUCGGGUAUAUGAUAAAAAUCAGAAUGUAACACAAGCCGCACUUACACCACCUGAAAAUGGACCACCAAUCUUGGUUCGGGAACCAAUGCCGCACCAUCGAAAAUCCACCAAGCGCUUACACCAGCGCUGCAGCUAGUUAUAAAAUCCGGCUACAGAUGGCGCGCAAACAAUAAGCAGAACGCGGAAAGCCUUGGCAGAAAGCGCCAUUUCGAAAGCGCUGCCUGGAGCCGAACCAUCUAACUAGCUAAUUGCCGAUCCAUUUGCGCGUACACCACGACAAAGCCGAGCUUUUAACAAGCCGGGCGAAUUUGGACCAUCAAGCUUGGUGGGACAAAUUCGCUCGGCAAUUUGUAUCGGCAAUGGAUUGCCGAACCAAUUUGUCGCGGCAAUGUGGUGGUGUAAGUGCAAUUGGUCCACCAAUAUUUCGUGGUGUAAGCGCAGCUAUUGACUGAGGUAUAAUCAGAAUUAUUGAAAGAGAAUAAACAAAAAUAUGUGUAUUCAAUAUUUUACUUCUGUAUAUUAAUUACAAUCUGCUUU